CCUAAACACGGAAACGACCAAUGCUAGUUCACUGAUUAAUGUUUGUAAGAGGUUGUCGUAUUUUCAUUCUGAACAGGUUCAAUGGCGUCCCUGACGGAGCAACUAAAGAACUGCAAGCUAAAGAAAGUAACAGACCCUAUUAAAGAUUUCUCCAGUCCAAAGACUGCCGGCUAUAUGAGUCAGGAGGAGAUAACUCUUUACCAAAACUCGGUUAUUGAUGUAAAUACCGAGAAAUGGAUGCACGUACUUAAAGAACUGACAUUUCCAACAGAGUUAUGUCCUUUGAAAAUCGAGGAAGCAAACCUCUUUGUAAAAAUAUUCGAAAACUGCUACAGAAAUCUCGACGCUCAACAAAUCUGUGACUUAAACUGGCGUGAGACGUUAACGUCAGACGAAAAAUUAAAAAUUGAAGAUGUCACUAAACGUUUGGAAUCGGUCAUGGAACAAUUCACGGCAAGAGAUGGUUUUGCGUUUGUGAAGACGUCAAGCCGAAGCGCCAAGGACGCACCGAUGGUUCAACGACGAUUCAAAGAUGUGUACCACAAGUUCUUAACGGAAUUCCCAGAAGACGAACAAAGUGAAAAUAUCCAAAUUACGUGUCUCCUUAGAGCUGCAUUUGAAGGUCUCAAAGUGAAAACCGCAGAAGACGUGGUUGAUAUGAUGCUGAGGAGCGAACGAAUCUACCAAGACAUGUUGCUUGCUCUGAAAAUCGAAAGCAGAUUUGAAGAGAACUUUGUCGUGAGAAAAUUCGUUGAUGUUGAUGUUGAUAUGGAGUUUAGGGGGUUUGUGUUUGGGGGAGAACUUGUAGCAUUGUCGCAAUAUAACUACCUGAUUUUCUCGCAGAGGCUCUUAAACACGGGGGACCAUCUCAAGGAUAUUAUUUGCAAAUAUUUCAAUGACAAGGUACGACCGUUGAUGAAGGAGCAGGAUUUUCCUACAGCAUACAUAAUCGAUUUUGCAGUUUGUGACAAUGGUGACAAGCUGUGGGUGAUCGAGAUUAACCCCUUCGCCGAGACGACGGACGGUGGAUUGUUCAGUUGGCAACACGAGCGCCAUCUGUUGGAGGGAAAAGAAGGAUUUCAGUUCCGGAUUGUAAAGCGACCUAAACCAGGGGCCAAGGCUAUGUUACCGCAGAGCAUCAAGGCAUUGUUGAAAUAGAGGAAGGUUGUGGAAAUAGCGCCAAGAAUGUGUUACUGCAGAGCAUCAAUGCUUUGUUGAAAUAAGAGAGGGUUGUGGAAAUAGCGCCAAGAAUGCGUUACUGCAGAGCAUCAAGGCUUUGUUGAAAUAGAAAAAGGUUGUGGAAAUCGCGCAAAGAAUGCGUUACUGUAGAGCAUCAAGGCUUUGCUGAAAUAGUGGAAGGUUGUGGAAAUAGCGCCAAGAAUGUGUUACUGCAGAGCAUCAAGGCUUGGUUGAAAUAGGAGGGAUGUGGAACUUGGGGCCAAGGCUGUGUUACCGCAGAGCAUCAAGGCAUUGUUGAAUUAAGGGAGGGGUGUGGAACAGACCAAGACUGUUACCCCCAGUAUAAAAGCGUUGUUAAAAUAGGGGAAAGUGUGGAACGGGCCAAGGGUAUGUUACCACCAGGGUAUUAGGGCGGUGUUGAAUAUGGGAGGGGUGCGGAACAGGGUCUAAGGCUGUGUUACCGCAGAGCAUCAACGAGCUGUUGCGUGGGAAGGGUUUGGAACAGGCCAAGGCUUUGUUACCACCAGGUCAUUGACGAAUUGUUGCGUGUGUGUGUGUG
This is a messenger RNA of Haliotis rubra (blacklip abalone), 1738 nucleotides long. RefSeq names its product cell division cycle protein 123-like. Gene Ontology annotation, cellular component: cytoplasm. Bases 82 to 1158 code for a protein of 358 amino acids. Lineage: Eukaryota; Metazoa; Mollusca; Gastropoda; Lepetellida; Haliotidae. The transcript is spliced from 3 exons. The record is from RefSeq and is a predicted model, not a curated record.